Messenger RNA from Terrapene triunguis (Three-toed box turtle), 2248 nucleotides. It is a transcript of the gene ERCC6L2, whose product is annotated as ERCC excision repair 6 like 2. Lineage: Eukaryota; Metazoa; Chordata; Testudines; Emydidae. Bases 173 to 2248 code for a protein of 691 amino acids. The transcript has 15 exons. Gene Ontology annotation, molecular function: ATP-dependent chromatin remodeler activity; ATP binding. The record is from RefSeq and is a predicted model, not a curated record.
GGGGGGUUUGCAAACGCUGCUCCUUGAACUAUUCCCUCCUUAUCAACACAUUCCAACCAAUCCUCCAGUUCCAGGGCAUAUGAAAUGGGCUCACUGACUUCUCUUGUUAUCGUGGAUGUCUGGAUGUUCUAAUUCAUGGAUGUCGCAAGUGCAUAUGUGGUUAUAAAUUGAAAUGUGCGACGAUAUCAGAGACAGGUGGCAUGCUGGAGAGAAGUGUCUUGCCCCAUCUCCUGAAAGUGGGAAACUGUGUGAAGCCACAAUAAAGUCAGUUGAAACAGACAAGAAUGGGAAAUCAUUUGCAAUUGUAUCAUUUUUGGGGUCUGAAGAAAAGAACAUCAUAAUAACAAAACUCUGUAAAGCCAGAGCUGGUAAAGAUCCCCGGAAUAGCUUAAUAUUUGAUGAUGAAGAUUUGGAAAAGCCUUAUUUCCCCGACCAAAGGCUUCCAUCUCCUGCAGUUGCUUUUGAGCUAUCUGUAGAUGGGGACUGUAUCCCUUACACAAUUAAUAGGUAUCUGCGUGAUUAUCAAAGGGAUGGGGUUCAGUUUCUCUAUGGACACUAUGCUCGUAAAAGAGGAUGUAUUCUUGGAGAUGACAUGGGACUUGGAAAAACAAUACAGGUCAUUUCAUUUCUGGCUGCAGUACUAUGCAAAAAGGGAACACGUGAAGAUAUUGAAAACAAUAUGCCAGAGUUUUUAUUGAGGACCAUGAAAAAAGAACCAACAUAUAUCCCCAAAAAGACUUUCCUAAUAGUGGCCCCUCUUUCUGUGCUUUAUAACUGGAAGGAUGAGUUGGACACUUGGGGCUAUUUCAGGGUCGCUAUUUUACAUGGCAGUAGAAAGGACAAUGAACUGAGUCGUAUCAAGCAGGGAAAGUAUGAGGUUGCUCUAACAACAUAUGAGACGCUUCGCCUAUGUUUGGAUGAACUUAACAGCCUAGAAUGGUCAGCUGUCAUUGUAGAUGAAGCACACAGAAUCAAGAAUCCAAAGGCUCAAAUAACCCAAACUAUGAAGGCUUUAAAAUGCAAUGUUCGUAUAGGUCUUACUGGAACCAUUCUUCAGAACAACAUGAAAGAACUAUGGUGCGUCGUGGACUGGGCUAUACCCGGACUUUUGGGUAGCAGAACACAUUUCAAGAAGGAAUUUUCUGAUCCAGUGGAGCAUGGCCAGAGGCACACCGCAACUAAGAGAGAGCUAGCAACAGGUCGAAAGGCCAUGCAGAAGCUAGCAAGAAAAAUGUCUGGCUGGUUCCUGAGACGUACUAAGGCUUUUAUUAGUGAUCAGUUGCCAAAGAAGGAAGACAGAAUGGUAUACUGUUCCCUGACAGAGUUCCAGAAACAAGUAUAUCAAGCUGUGUUGGCAACAGAAGAUGUGAGCUUAGUACUGCGAGCACGGGAGCCCUGUAGUUGUAGCAGUGGCCGUAAAAGGAAGAAUUGUUGUUACAAAACAAAUGCCCAUGGUGAAACAAUGAGGGCACUGUAUUUCAGUUACCUGACAAUCCUUCGGAAGGUUGCUAAUCAUGCUGCUCUUCUACAGACCGAGAACACCAGCAAACUUCAGGAAGAACAUAUCAAAAGGGUAUGCAACCAGGUAUUUUCCAAGUUUCCAGAUUUUGUCCAGCUGAGCAAAGAUGCAGCCUUUGAAACAAUUUCUGAUCCAAAGUACAGUGGGAAAAUGAAGGUCCUUCAACAGCUUUUAAAUCACUUCAGAAAAAACAAAGAUAAAGUUCUUCUCUUCUCCUUUUCCACCAAGUUGCUAGAUGUGCUGGAACAAUACUGUAUGGCAUCUGGGCUAGAUUACCGAAGACUUGAUGGAAAUACAAAGUCAGAGGACCGGGCCAGGAUAGUGAGAGAGUUCAAUAGCAUGCAAGAUGUUAACAUUUGCCUUGUUUCUACAAUGGCCGGUGGACUGGGUCUCAAUUUUGUUGGAGCCAAUGUCGUUAUAUUGUUUGAUCCAACAUGGAAUCCAGCAAAUGAUCUUCAAGCCAUUGACAGAGCCUAUAGGAUUGGCCAGUGCAGAGAUGUGAAAGUGUUUAGAUUGAUAUCCUUGGGGACCGUGGAGGAGAUGAUGUACUUACGGCAGGUUUACAAACAGCAACUUCACUGUGCGGUAGUUGGAAGUGAAAAUGCCAAGCGAUAUUUUGAGGCAGUGCAAGGAUCAAAGGAACAUCAAGGCGAGCUUUUUGGGAUCCAUAACCUCUUCAAGCUUCGAACCCAGGGGUCCUGCCUUACAAAAGACAUCCUGGAGGUGUGA